Messenger RNA from Onthophagus taurus, 1673 nucleotides. RefSeq names its product facilitated trehalose transporter Tret1-like. Gene Ontology annotation, biological process: transmembrane transport. The record is from RefSeq and is a predicted model, not a curated record. Gene Ontology annotation, cellular component: membrane. NCBI's taxonomy places the organism in Eukaryota, Metazoa, Arthropoda, Insecta, Coleoptera, Scarabaeidae. Gene Ontology annotation, molecular function: transmembrane transporter activity.
AAUUAAUUUCUUUAAUCGAGUUAUUUAAAUGAUUUCAUUAACGACACCUGAAAUAGCCUUGAAAGAAUUGUUGAAUAAAUGCGAUCACGAAUUCAAACUCAAUUAGAGUGGAAAUUGCAACAAUUCCACCACUUAGUUCGUUGAGAAACCCAACUGGUAAGUUAAGAAUGUCAACACAGUACCAUUCCAACCAUCGACGAUUAUAGAACUCUAAAAAAAUGGAUAAAACCGAGGAGGAUUUUAAUUUAGAUACGGGCGGUGGGGAUAUUCAUAAACCGCCAAUGAAGAAAUGGAGACAAAUUUAUGCAAUAUCAUCCGCUGCCAUGUCUUCGUUUAGUUGUGCAAUGCUGUUCAAUUGGCCAUCACCAGCGAUUCCAAAAUUAAUAUCAGAUUAUGACAACAUAACGUUAACAGAUGCCUCUUAUUUAUCAGUAAUCCCGCCGAUUGUAACGAUAAUUUUCAGUCCAUUUUUUGGAGUACUCUUGGAUAAAUUUGGACGUAAAAAAACAUUACUAUCAAUCGCAGGGUUUCAUAUAAUUUCUUUAGCAUUGAUAGCAAGCGCGAAAACGAUUUGGAUGUUUUAUUUAUCACGAGUUUUUUUCGGAUUAUCUGAUGUUUUUAUGUUUGGAAGUUUACCAAUUUAUAUAGCGGAAGUCGCAAGUCCUAGUAUUAGAGGAACAUGGGGCAACGCAAUGAUGAUUUCAGUUUUUCUCGGACAGUUUGUUGUUAAUGGUAUUGGAUAUUAUUGCACAAUUCCAACGACUGCAUACAUUUUAAGUAUGGCACCAGUAAUUUUUUUUGCUUGUUUCAUUUUUGCACCUGACACUCCCUAUUUUUACGUAAUGAAAGAUGAUUUGGUCUCAGCCGAAAAAUCGUUAAAAUGGUUAAGAGGACUGGACGAUGUUUCCGAAGAAUUAGAUCAAAUAACAGCGGAUGUAAGAAGACAAUUUUCAGAUCCAGGGAAAUAUAAAGAUUUAUUUUUGGAGAAUAGUAAUAGAAAAGCGCUUAUUAUAGUUGUUUUAACACGAAUUAUUCAAAUGUUUAGUGGAAUAGCGGCUUUCUCGGUUUAUAAUCAAUACAUAUUCAAAGAAGCGACUCAAGAUAUUAACGAAGGUCACUCAGCGAUGAUUUUUAACGCAAUCUUAGCUAUUGCAAGCAUCUCUGCACCAAUGUUUAUCGAGAAAAUUGGAAGAAAUCGUUCCAUGGUCAUUUCUUGUUUAGGAUCUGGUGUUACUCUUCUUGCAGAAGCAAUUUAUUUUUACCUUCAAAGAGAAACUACAACCGAGAUGUCCUCUUUUACUUGGUUUCCAAUAGUCGGCCUCGUAGCUUACGUUAUCGUCUUUUCAAUCGGACUAGGAUUGGUUCCUGUUCUUUUAGUUGGUGAAUUAUUUCCUACAAAUAUGCGAGGUCACACUUCGAGUACAAUGAAUGUAAUUUUCGCUUUAUUACUUAUGGUUACAACAAAGCUAUUUCAUUUAUUAAUUAGUGGAUUUGGAUUGUAUGUUCCUUUCGCAUUUUUUUCGAUUUGUUGUUUUAUUGGUGUUGUUGUUUGUUAUUUUAUUGUACCAGAAACUCGAGGAAAAACUUUAGAAGAAAUUCAACAAUUAUUAAAAAAGCAAGAGAGACACAUUUAAAAAAAUUGUAUUUAUUAGUUUAGUUUUUAAUAUUUUAAC